CUCACCUAACAAGGAAGUCUGGCUACAUAGUUGCACCAACCCAACACCUGCAAAGGAUUUCAUUGGUGCCACCAGGCAGCAUCUGCAAAGGCAUUGGUGUCACCAGACUCUGAGCUUUCAUUUAAGAAACAGUAAGUUUCUAGCCCUCCUACAAAGUGAUGUAUGAAGCAAAAUAUGCAAGUACCCUUCCAAGCAAUUGACGUGAAAUGAGCAUUUAAAUCCUACAUCGGUUUACACAUUGACAGCUGAAGAAGUGGAGAGACUGGCUGCAAUGCGCUCAGACUCGCUGGUUCCAGGGACGCACACCCCUCCAAUUAGGAGGAGAAGCAAAUUUGCCACUCUCGGAAGAAUUUUCAAGCCAUGGAAGUGGAGGAAGAAGAAGAGUGAGAAGUUCAAGCACACGUCAGCAGCACUUGAAAGAAAAAUAUCAAUGAGGCAAAGCCGAGAGGAGCUCAUCAAGAGAGGAGUUUUGAAGGAAAUUUUUGAUAAAGAUGGGGAGUUUUCCAUACAAAAUGAAGAAGGAUCAUUGGAGAAUGGGCAGGCUCUGAGUUCCAGCCAGGCUUCGCUCCCAAUCCUAUCUGAACUGGAGCCGUGUUCAGCAUCUGGUGAUUCCUGUGCAUAUGAAGUACUCCCUACUCCAGAGAUCAUGGAUGGAACAGUGUCUGAAGAGAGCCCCACGUCCAGUGACUCUGGAGUCCUCCUAUCUCAAGAUCCUUCAUCUAAACCAGUCUUGCUACUUCUCCCUAAAAAAUCUGCUGCUUUCUCUGGAGACCAUGAGGACACCCCAGUGAAACAGCUCUCCCUCCUCAAACAGCCCCCUGCCCUGCCUCCUAAACCCAUUGCCAGGAUUGCCAACCACUUAGCUGAUCCUGGCGCGCCUGUGAAACUGCCUUGCAUGCCAGUCAAACUGUCGCCUCCGCUACCUCCAAAGAAAGUCAUGAUUUGCAUGCCUUUAGGGGGACCAGACCUCUCCCUUGCACCGUAUUCCACGCAAAAGAGCGCCCAGCAACCAUUGGCUUCACAUCACCACACAGUCCUACCGUCACAGUUAGCAGCGCACCAGCAUCAGUACGGCAGCCACAGUCCACAUUUGCCUUCUGGAUCCAGCACGUUACCCAUGCACCCUUCAGGGUGUCGCAUGAUUGAGGAGUUGAAUAAGACACUAGCCAUGACCAUGCAGAAGCUAGAAAGCUCUGGUUUGCACGGGGGCGACAGCAUCCCAAAAACUGGACCUGGAGGCUUUUCAGACAUGAGACAAGUGCCAACUGUUGUGAUCGAAUGCGAUGACAAUAAAGAAAAUGUGCCUCAUGAAUCUGACUAUGAAGAUUCAUCAUGCCUCUACACAAGGGAAGAGGAUGAGGAUGAAGAGGAAGAUGAGGAAAGCUCAUUAUUUACAAGUUCCCUGGCAAUGAAAGUCUGCAGGAAAGAUUCUUUAGCUAUCAAACUUAGCAACCGGCCAUCCAAGCGAGAACUGGAGGAAAAGAACAUCCUACCCAUGCAGACCGAUGAAGAGAGGCUUGAGCUGAGGCAGCAAAUUGGGACAAAGCUCACAAGACGACUGAGCCAGAGGCCAACCGCUGAAGAAUUGGAGCAGAGGAACAUUCUCAAACCGCGAAAUGAGCAAGAGGAGCAGGAAGAAAAACGGGAGAUAAAAAGAAGAUUAACACGUAAGCUAAGUCAAAGGCCUACAGUAGAAGAGCUGCGUGAAAGGAAAAUUCUCAUCCGCUUUAGCGAUUACGUGGAAGUGGCAGAUGCUCAGGACUAUGAUAGACGGGCAGAUAAACCAUGGACACGACUCACGGCUGCUGACAAAGCAGCAAUUCGCAAAGAGCUCAAUGAGUUUAAAAGCACUGAAAUGGAAGUUCACGAACUAAGCAGGCAUUUAACAAGGUUUCAUAGACCAUAGAACUUGAAUACUCCGCCAUCUUCAAAACAUAACUGAAAAGAACCAUAAGUGCUGGUAUCGUUCACUUCUCUGUUACGUACAAGGUAAAUCUUCUGGACUGCCUUUUUAAAAUCAAUAAAAAGAAGAGGAAAAAGGGAAACAAUGUUUUUCUGUACUUGGUAGAACUACGUCAUGAGACCUGUUGGCACAACAGUCAGCUACUGAAGCCACUGAAGGCAAGAAUUAAGCCAGAGGAUGGCACUCAUAUUUAAAAUUCUGCUGUGUGGACUCCUUAUCCUCAUCCAAGAUCAGCCAUUGAUGCAUACUGUUGGUGUUGACUUGGGCAUAAACACGCUGAACAACAGCUUGGACAAGGCCUACUAUCCUUCUAGAUCAACACUUUGACCAAACACUUCUUUAUGUUUGAGAGCACCUUAGAAAGAUGAGGGGAAAGGCAAAGACCCACUCUAGGACCUUUGACACUUUCCAAGAAUCAUCCCUGGAGGAUCUUUUUGCUGGCUGGCUGGCUGGCUGUCACCCUUUUGUUUUGCAAGGGAAACACCAGGAAGAUUCCUUGUCAUCCAUCUCUUUUGUUCAAUUGACUCCUUUGCCGCAAAAAGCAAUUUUUGAAUUGAUUACAGGUACAAGGUUAUUCGGUAACGAGCUUACCUUUACAGACAGAACAAAUCAGGCUGCCUUCUACCUUACUUGGUACUUCCUGUUUCAUUUGCACCUGUGUAGAGAGGCUGGAUGGCAUAGCAGCUCUGCCAGUAAACCAACUUAAUAUAGCACAUCAACAUUAUUCAGAUGCCACUGAUUCUGCAAGGUGCAACGCAAAGAAGAAAUGAGCUCAAAAUCGUUGUAUGGCUGAUUUUACUCUGUAUGGGGUUCUUUAUUUAUUUAUUUAUUUUUAAGAGCUGGGAUUUCUGUUAUGCGGGACACUACCUGGUGUAAAUAACAAGAUAUGUUGUUACGAAUAGCCCAGCAUUAUAAUGAGAACCAAAGCAUUUGGUAAAAAGCUAGGGAGUGGGCUUGGUUGUUUGUUUGUUUGUUUUAAGGUAUUGGCUUUUUUCUUAACUAAUUGGAUGAUCCUUGCACAUUGGAAAGCAUUAGUAUUUGAAAGCACUUUGGCUAGGCCCACUAGCAUCAGAAUGGUUGUUUGACUCAAAUUAAGCCUAUUUUAUGCCUCUUGGCGAGAAACCUCAUCCACUUUCAAAAGCUGAACCCUUAGCAUGCCCAUCCCAAGCAAAGUCAGAGAGAUGGUUCUCACACUUUUCCAGUGGGGUGAGAACAUAACGAUAAUGCUGUGUAUUCAUUUGCUUUUGAAAAUUUGUUCAGGUACAGGUAGGUAUAACUUUUCGUUUCGUACAGAACACCUGCAUUCUAUCCUCGCCCUAUGAAAAUUAUCACCGUAGAAUUCCAUUCAAGGAUAGUCAAACUGUAAUAUGGAGACUGCUUAGGUUGAGAAGGCCCUCUCUCUUCCUUAGUCUCAUUCAGUAAAAACAGGCCUGUCUAGUUAUGCAUCUGGUCAUCCUGAGAACAAGGACUGGAAGGUGAAAACAAAUCUCUACAUUAAAUUAAGGUGGGGUGAGGGGACACUGUGAAGAAAUCUGGAGGAAAUACAUGGUUUCCCCACAUGCACAUGCAUGCUCACACUGGUUGGCACAUCAGGUGGGUGGGCAAGUAGCUGGACACAUUUCUGAACAUUCCAGUUCUUCAGUACUUUGUAUUUGUCAGCAGUUGUGGGAUAGCAUGCCAGGGGCUUUACCAGUUUGGUUAUGGGUCUGUUGUCUUCAGUGAAGCACAGGACAAAGCUUAUUACUUUUUUUCUGAGUGGCUAGGAAGAGCUGUAUGAGACAGAAAAGGGCUGGUGUGCUGAUUUAUCUCUUGUGUGCCUUCCACUUAAAAUAUAAAUUAUGGCUACACAUAUAAACUAUGCUAGUAGAACAUUUCCUACUAACAAUAGCAGAUGCCACAUUCUGCAGUAAAAUAUAACCCUUCCAUAAGAAAGUAUAUCAGUAACAAUUGGCUAAAUCUGAAGUACAAAGUGUUACCAUUUAACUCUGUUUUAUGGGGAUAGUAAUGCAAUUGGUUGAAGAAAACUACAUGCUAAGUCUUCUCACACAUUGCUGCCAAGAUUAAUUUCCGAGUGGGCUGAGCUAUCAGCUUCGCUCCAAUGUUUGCGCUCUGUAUUUUCAGAUUUGGAACACAUACUAUUUGGGAACAUAUUCACUAUAUGACGCUUGUAUCUUUCAAGACACAGCACUCAUUGCAGAGAUAUCCAUGUGCAAAAGGACACCCUCCAUGACUAGUACUCAUGUGGUGGUGCUUCGGAGAUCCCCAUUUGCCUUACGUUAAGAUGCCAAUAAACUGAUCUGGGAAUGGCUGUCCAUGCUGUGUUGCCAUUGUACCCACUGGUACAUUUGGAAAUAGAUGGGUUCACUCAGCCAACCCUUAGCUGCUUCCUUUAUCUGCAUACCGUGGGAUAUCAUGUGGAACAAUAAUUUACACUUGUUUUCUGCAGAGACUCAGAUCCCUAGCAUACUUGUAUGUGCAAAACACCUCUUCCAAAGGUUCAGUGUCCCUAUCAUAAAAAAAGGUAAAUGACUGAAUCAGGGCAAAACACUGUAUUCACUUCCAAAAAGUAGUCGUAAACAAAUAGAUAUUUCUUUUCCUUGUAAUGUAAAAUGCCUAUUUAUUCAAUGAAGUCCUCAUAUGAAAAAUUGCUUACUUUUCAUGUCUGCAUAAUGCCUGUCUUUUCUGGGCACAGCUAGUCAGCUAAAUGCCAUGCUGUUCCUCCAACAUAAUGAUCAGAUGGCUGGAAACUGUGUGCUCCCCUAUGAAUGUCUAAUGCAACCCUUUCCAUCUCUGAAAUAGAUGGGCUGUACUGUCAGACCGCUCCUAUUCAUUUCAAUAGGGUUUGCAUAGGCAAUGUCUCAUUUAUUUAACAAAACGGGAAACCCCUUCUUCCUAGCACGAGCAGUGAACUUUUUCAUUCACUUCAAUAUGCCUCUGUUAUUCACAUGCAGAUGAAGGUUAUCUCACACACAGCUGCAAUUUCUCUUAUUGUGUGGACAAAACCAUUUCUCCCCUCUCUCAGUAUCUGUCAAAGGGCAGUGAUUUAAAAGGGCACAGAUGAUAUUGUUGCCUAUGGCAAACAGGGUUGCAAAUUAUUCCCUCCUCCAGCCUGUUCAUCCAGCUGAACUUUAUUCUUGUGUGAACGGAAAAGCAAGGACAAGGUGUAUGGGCCGCUUGCUUCUGCACCUCAAUUGUUCUGGAAUCAGUGCAUUUUCCAAUUACUCUCCAAGUCAAGUGGAUGUACAUAGUUUUGUCUUUGUAUAGGAGUGGAUGUGGUGACAGUCAAGCCUGUGAUCUUCCAGUAUUGUAAUUUAACAGAUUAUGGCUGUAUGGAAAAGAAAAACAGAACAAAAUGUAAAUACCUAGAGGAAACACUAAAACUGGAUCUCUAUGUCCUAGGGUUUUGUACAUAUUGAAA
Molecule: messenger RNA, 5381 nt
Organism: Rhineura floridana
Lineage: Eukaryota; Metazoa; Chordata; Lepidosauria; Squamata; Rhineuridae
Gene: PHACTR1
Product: phosphatase and actin regulator 1
Exons: 13
Coding region: 272-1906 (544 amino acids)
Biological process (GO): cell motility; stress fiber assembly
Molecular function (GO): actin binding
Source: RefSeq, a predicted model, not a curated record